UCGAACGGGGCUAACAAGGGGCAUGCGCCGAGUUGCGCUGUCCUCUGCCCCCGCUAUGGGGGAGAGAGCGGCGAUGGCGAUUCUUCUCCGCCUCUGCGUCGCCGUCUUCUGCUUGUUGUUCCCCGCUGUUGUUUCCGCUGCUAACCUGACUCCAGUCCCGUACGCGAUGGCGUCGCAGUCGCGCCCAUCAUCCGCGAGGGACGAUGGACCCAACGGCGUCAGCGAUGGCGCUGAUUUCUAUUGCUUCCGGGAUUACAAGAGGUGUAGGAGCGGCAUCAAGCAAUGCAUCAAGCCGGAGCAGGAGUGCGACGGUGUGCACAACUGCUAUGACGGUUCGGAUGAGGGGCAUUUCUGCGAGUCGUUCGACUGCGUAGGGACAAAUAGGUACGAGUGUCCGAGCGGAAAGCUGUGCAUGAACGUAAGCGACGGGUCUGGGGGGUUGAGGUACAUCCACAGGGAUCCGUACACGGCAUACUUGUGCGACGGGGUGAAGGACUGUGCAGACGGCUCCGACGAAGACGAGAGGUUCUGCGCUUCGUACGACUGUGUGAGCGACGUGCCGCACAAAGGGUUCCCGUUGACCCUCCUCGGCCCUCCGCCCACAAGCCGCCGACUGCGCUGCCCGGCGGGGGGAAAGGCCAGGUGUGUGUACGAGUCGCAGCUGUGCGACGGCGUCGUCAACUGCGCCGGUGGCGGGGGGAGCGGCGGCGGCAGAUGGGGGAGCGAGAGCGAGGAAACUGACGACUUCUGCAAGAAGCACGGGUGUUCUUCCGCCUACCUCCGCGAUCUGUUUCAGUGUGGGAGCGGCAGGUGCAUUAACCGACAGCGGAUGUGUGAUGGCAAGCAAGAUUGCCCCCACGGCGACGACGAGGGAGCGUUUUGUGAGCAGAUUGCCUGUCCUGAUGGAGGCAUCAAGUGCGAGGGGGGAGACAACCGAACGUGCAUCCGGGCGACGCAACUGUGCGACGGAGUGGGAGACUGUCCCGGCGCAACUGACGAGGCCGACUGUGCGACGAAAGACUGCAGACAAGGGCAGAAGUGUCCGAGCGGAAAGGAGUGCGCUUUCCUCACUCUGUGCGACGGUGUGAAGGACUGUAACGACGGAUCAGACGAGGACGAGAACUUUUGUAGAAACUUCAACUGCAGCUCCGUUGACGGGCGGAUUAAAUGCAAAGACGGCGCGCAGUGCAUCUGGCCAGGAGAUGUGUGCGACGGCCGCAAGAACUGCCGCGACUUGUCGGACGAAGAUCCCGACUCCUGCCGGAAGCACGACUGUUCUGAGGCUGGGAUCGGUACCAUAACCUGCCCGGGGGGGAAGUAUGUCUGGUGCGUGUAUCCUAGUCUGAUGUGUGAUGGGUACAGUGAUGGGUGCUACCUCGACGCGGACGAGAACCCAGCGUUCUGUGCGUUGAAGACGACGCGCGACCUGCUUGAUGACUUCAACAGAGUCAGCUGUAAGAGCAACGAGACCAAGUACGUCUUCGGCGAUUACUGCGACGGGAAAGCUGAUUGUGAGGACGGCAGUGAUGAAGGGCAUGGCUUCUGCAGACUGUACACGUGUCGCAAAGACAGAGUGAAGUGCUAUGGCAAAUGGAGGUGGGUGGAGAUCCUGCAUCAUAGUGCCACAACGAGGGUGCAGGAAGGUGGACGAAGCGUAAGUGGUAAGGCAGUUCUGCAUACAAGUAGGAUGAACAACACGAACAACAUGAAUAACGGGAACAUGAAUGGGAACGGGGGAAGGGGGAUUGACAUUCAGUGCUAUGAUUGCGGGAAGACCGACCAUAUGGCCCGUGAUUGUUGGUCACGACGUGGUAGAGGCUAUCAACAAGAUAAUGAGGUACGGACUUUUGUUAGAGAAAUGAUGAAGGAAAAGGAGGAGGAACGUGAGAGGAGGCAGAGGGAUGAGCAACAGAGGAUGAAAGAAGAGGAAGAACGCAAACGCGAGUUGCAUCUUGCUCGACGAACGGAAGAGAUGAGGCUUCUCUUGGAAGCUAGCAUUGCGGAAAAAUGGCGCGAGCAAAGAAGGGUAGUCGAAGAACAAGCAGAGAAGAUUACAUCCAGACAAGACAGUAAGAAGCUUCGUCCGAAGCAAGUGACUUCGAAGCGGACAAGCCCAAAGAUUUCGAAGAAGACCAAGAUCGUCAAAAAGAAGAAGAAAACCGCCAAGAAGUACUCUAAGACGAAGAGGAUCUCCGAGAGCGAAUCGGGAACUACAUCGGACAUUUCCCUCUCCGAAUACUCGGCAUCAGACGAAUCAAGCGAAGAUACGGAAGAUGAGACAAAGCUACGACUUCGAAGAAGGCGAGAGACGAAACGAAAAAAGAAGAAGAGGAAGAACACUGGGGAUGGAACAAGACGGUUCGGCAGUGCGUCGACGUACGAACGUGGAGAAUGCUCCAAGAGACCAUGCACACCCACCAUGGCCACUCCGAAGACCAAGUCGCCUAUGACUGAUGGGUUUAAGGGUAUCGCAGCUGGGUGCUCACAACAAGGAUUAAUGGAGUAUACCAUGUCAGUCAUGAAGGAGCUAUCAAAGAAGCGAGUGGCAGAGCUCAAGAGGUUGUGCGAUAAGCAAGGCAUUCGGACCGUUAUUGACGUUGUCUUCCAGCUACUGAGACACUUUGAGAACGCCGAAUGGAAGCAGGUACGUGUGGCUGUUAGAGGCAAACUUUGCACCCUCUCCAAGACCAACCGCACAAAAUUAGGUUAUGUAUCAGUCAAACUAAAGACCCUUCUCACGCUGGUAAUGUUUGACUUAGAUCAUGCCUAUAUGAUGUGCGGGGACAAGGUUAAAAGACAGGUCGUAGGAAUCCCUAUGGGGAAGACCACGAGUCCUGUCCUUGCCACUAUCACGUGCGCCAUGGCCGAGCUACAGUUCCUAUCAAGUUUGGGAGCAGAGAAGAACCUAGUACACGGAUGGAGGAUGGUUGACGACGUCACAAUCAUUAUCGGUUGUGCGAACGACACGUCUCGGCACAGAGCUUCGGAGAUACUUGACAGUUUCGACUCAUGCUACAACAAGAGUCUGAAACUCGUACGGAAAGACGAAGGCCUGGACUUCUGGCCUUUCAUCGGCGGGACUUUCUACGUACUGACUGAACCUCUGCAACUGCAUUUUGUGCCAGGAACCAAGAACAUGGCUACAUUGGGACUAGGAAGGACUCUCAAAUACCAGACUAUGCAAGAUUUUGAGAGCUAUUCGGAUAAGAAGACCAAGAAGGUUACGCUACUGGCCACUCUGAAGAGGCUUUGGUCUGCUACAACUUCUAAGGCACUAAGUAUUAACGUAGUGGCUUACUCUAUUGCUGAAAGUUUCCUCCGGGGUUAUCCCCCAGAGGUCACUCUCGGGGCUUUGGCCAAAUUGGCCAAAGCUACCGGGGACAGACUUAUCCAAGGGCUACUGGAGAAUUUCCUACUCGUACACCGUCUACGACGCGGAGUGAUUCUCAAUCCCGAGGCUCGGUGGGCACAGUACCCUCACCCGCGGGGGACAGUCCCUGGUCAGACAACUACGGGUAGCCACGGGAUGAAGACAACAGUUUCCGGAGUUUCACAGGAACUCAACUGCCCUGGUCAGAACUGACACUUGGAAGAUCAAGGCAUCUUUCCCGAGCUACAGGACG
Messenger RNA from Chara braunii, 3623 nucleotides. The record is from the annotation of a GenBank genome assembly. Lineage: Eukaryota; Viridiplantae; Streptophyta; Charophyceae; Charales; Characeae.